AUGUCACAAAAGAUCACUACCAAAGAACAAGCAAAAGCCGUAAUUGACAAUUAUGACUAUUUUAUAUUCGAUUGCGAUGGUGUUCUUUGGUUAGGAGAUCAUUUAUUACCACAUGUCUGUGAGACCUUAGAUCUCUUAAAAGAAGCCAACAAGACAGUUUUAUUUGUUACCAACAAUUCUACCAAAUCUAGAAACGCCUACUUGAGUAAAUUUGAUAAACUUGGUGUUCAGGGAAUUACUAAAAGUGAAGUGUUUGGGUCAUCAUAUGCCUCUGCGGUUUACAUUGAUAAGAUUUUAAAAUUGCCAAAAGACAAAAAGAUCUGGGUUUUGGGUGAAGAAGGUAUUGAACGUGAAUUACACGAACUAGGCUACACGACAAUCGGAGGUACUGAUCCAACAUUGGUAGAGCAUGGAGUGCAUUUCGACCACGAUCACCCAUUGUUAACUGAACUUGAUGAUAACGUAGGUGCAGUGGUUACCGGAUUAACAUUUAACUUAAACUACUUGAAGCUUUCUAUAACCAUGCAAUACUUGUUGAAAGACAACAAAUCCAUUCCUUUUAUAGCCACAAACAUUGACUCUACGUUCCCAAUGAAGGGCAAAUUAUUAAUUGGGGCUGGAUCAAUUAUAGAAACAGUAGCCUAUGCCAGUGGCAGACAACCAGACGCUAUCUGUGGUAAGCCAAACCAAUCAAUGAUGAAUUCCAUCAAAGCCGAUAACCCAGGUUUGUCUUCUAAGCCAUCGAGAGGUCUAAUGAUCGGUGACAGAUUGAAUACAGACAUGAAAUUUGGAAGAGAUGGGGGGCUUGACACUUUACUUGUCUUAACUGGCAUUGAAACUGAGCAAGGUGUAUUAUCACAAGAUGCAUCUACUGCUCCUACAUACUAUGCUGAUAAGUUGGGUGACUUGUACGAACUAUUUAAAUAG
Messenger RNA from Debaryomyces fabryi, 927 nucleotides. RefSeq names its product 4-nitrophenylphosphatase (gene PHO15). The record is from RefSeq and is a predicted model, not a curated record. Gene Ontology annotation, molecular function: phosphoglycolate phosphatase activity; alkaline phosphatase activity. Lineage: Eukaryota; Fungi; Ascomycota; Pichiomycetes; Serinales; Debaryomycetaceae. The transcript has a single exon. The coding region runs from base 1 to 927 and encodes 308 amino acids.